CAUGGCAGAUGGAUUGUACUCAUCGGGCCCUUUGGUCCUCUCUGUCUGUCUCUCUCUCUCUCUUACCUUCUUCCUUGAAGAGAUUGGAGUGGAAAGUUCAAAUUUUUACUAAGAUUUAGUUAAUCUAACUCCACAAAUGCCGGAGCAGAGCAGACCAGAGACUUGAUCUCUGAAAAAUUGAUGAUCCCUUCUCUGAACAUUCCCACAUUCUCAUCCUCUAAGGUACAAGAAGAAGAAGAAGAAGAAGAAGAAGAAGAAGAAGAAGAGAAUUUAGUUUCUUCAAGACGCCAUUAUGGCUGUGGCUACUGAUAUCUUCUUCCUCUCCUUCUUCGUCAUCGUCAGCCUACCUAACAUUUGUCUCUCUCUCACCCCUGAUGGCCUCUCCCUUCUGGCUUUGAAGUCUGCUGUAGACCAGUCCUCCUCCGACACCUCUGUCUUCUCCGAUUGGAAUGAGAACGACUCCGAUCCAUGCCGGUGGACGGGAAUUUCCUGUAUGAACGUUUCCGAAUCCUCCGAUCCCCGGGUGGUCGGCAUCGCCAUCGCUGCCCGCAACCUCCGCGCCUACAUCCCAUCUGAGCUGGGCUCCCUUUUCUUCCUUCGCCGCCUCAACCUCCACGGUAAUCGCUUCUAUGGCUCCAUACCUGACCAGCUGUUCAACGCCUCUUCUCUCCAUAGUAUCUUCCUCUACGGUAACAACCUCUCUGGUGGCCUGCCUCCUUCUCUCUGCCACCUACCUCGCCUCCAGAACCUCGACCUCUCCCAUAAUUCUCUCUCCGGCUCUAUCCCCAGGGAUCUCGGCAAUUGCGGCCAGUUGCAGCGCCUCAUUCUCAGCGGAAACCAGUUCUCCGGUCACAUACCCACCGGAAUUUGGCCCAAAUUGUUGAACCUGGUUACGCUCGAUCUCUCGUCCAACGGCUUCAGUGGAUCCAUCCCCUCGGACCUCGGCGAGUUGCAGUCCCUCUCCGGAACGCUCAAUCUCUCCUUCAAUCACUUCUCCGGCCACAUCCCUUCGUCUCUGGGACAAUUACCGGCGGCCGUGAAUUUCGAUCUCCGACAUAACAAUCUCAGCGGCGAGAUUCCUCAGGAUGGGACUCUUGCCAACCAAGGCCCCACUUCGUUCCUCGACAAUCCUUCCUUAUGUGGGUUCCCUCUCCAGGAUCCAUGCAGAACUUCUAAAUCUCCACGGUCCGCACAGAACACUCCAGGAAGUCAGAAUUCAGCGCCGGCGUCCGGUUCCAACUUGAAGAAAGGACUAAAACCGGGUUUCAUCAUCCUAAUCUCGGUAGCUGACGCCGCCGGAGUCGCAUUCAUCGGUUUGAUCAUCGUUUACAUUUACUGGAAGAGGAAAGACUCCAACAAUGGCUGUAGCUGCACAGGGAAAAGCAAAUUCGGUGGCAGCGAUAAAGGUAUGAACAAAUUUUGUCUUUGUUCUUGCUUGAAGGGCAAUCCGAAUAACGAUUCAGAAAUCGAGUCCGAGAAGGAAGGGGAUGGAGGAGUAGAAGGCCAAUUAGUUGCGAUUGAUAAAGGGUUCACAUUCGAACUGGACGAGCUACUGAGAGCAUCGGCUUAUGUGUUGGGGAAGAGUGGAUUGGGGAUUGUGUACAAGGUGGUUCUGGCCAACGGAAUACCGGUGGCCGUGAGAAGAUUGGGUGAAGGUGGAGGUCAGAGGUAUAAGGAAUUCGCAACAGAGAUACAGGCGAUCGGGAGAGUGAAGCAUCCCAACGUAGUGAAGUUAAGAGCUUAUUACUGGGCUUCCGAUGAAAAGCUUCUCAUCUCAGACUUCAUCUCUAAUGGCAGCUUAGCCUCUUCUCUCCGUGGGAGAACGGGGCAACCGUCAGCGAGUCUAACAUGGUCAACUCGGUUAAGAAUCGCUAAGGAAGCGGCAAGGGGGCUGGCCCACCUACACGAUUGUAGUCCAAGGAAAUUCGUCCACGCGAACAUCAAGCCCUCCAACAUCCUCCUCGACAACGACUUCCAUGCUUACAUCUCCGAUUUCGGCCUCAACCGUCUGAUCAGCAUCACAGGCAGUGACCCAUCUUCGUCAGGAGGCCUGAUCGGUGGGGUCCUUCCUUACAUCAAGUCGACCCAAUCCGACCGUCCCAAUAACUACCGGGCCCCAGAGGCCCGGCUCCCUGGCGCUAGGCCCACACAAAAGUGGGACAUCUACUCCUUCGGGAUCGUACUUCUGGAACUACUAACCGGGAAGUCCCCGGAGGCAUCAUCGGCGUCGUCUACGUCUCCGACGACAUCAACGGCGGCGGAAGUAACAGAUCUGGUGAGGUGGGUGGGGAAGGGGUUUGAGGAAGAGAAGCCGUUGUCAGAGCUGGUGGACCCUAUGCUGCUAAAGGAAACUCACGCUAAGAUGGAGGUACUAGCCGUUUUCCAUGUGGCCCUGGCAUGCACCGAGACCGAUCCUGAGGUUCGUCCCAGGAUGAAGACCGUGUCUGAAAAUCUUGAUAGGAUCGGCAAUUGACGCCUUUAGAUAGGCCGUUCAUAAAACCAGCUUUCUUUUGUUAUUUAUUUUUUGGGCCAGGCCAGGCCAAGAGUGUACCUCACUAUAAGCCGCCAGCACAGCCAAGGUCGUCUUCUUCUCGGCUGUUUUAGCCUUUUUGGUUGGUUAGGUUAUUCCAUUAAUUUCUUGCUAGCGAUAUUGAAUUGAAGAAUUUAAAUUCUGUUUCUAUC
This is a messenger RNA of Macadamia integrifolia, 2682 nucleotides long. Its product is annotated as receptor protein kinase-like protein ZAR1. The record is from RefSeq and is a predicted model, not a curated record. The coding region runs from base 293 to 2473 and encodes 726 amino acids. Lineage: Eukaryota; Viridiplantae; Streptophyta; Magnoliopsida; Proteales; Proteaceae. Gene Ontology annotation, biological process: protein phosphorylation. The transcript is spliced from 3 exons. Gene Ontology annotation, molecular function: protein kinase activity; protein binding; ATP binding.